AUGAAUAAUUUAAGUACUAUUUUGUUUGUUGGGUUGUUGGGUCUUUCCCUCCUGGAGAUCCGCGUCACGGACAUUCAGCCCAGGCGCGACGCCGCCGGCGUCACCUCGCUCUUGUGCGCCGCCGCGCUGCUCGAGCCCAAGGAGCUAGUCUUGGCCCUCCCGUCGGGCUACAUGGGCAAUCUCUCGCCCUUGUUCUUCCUGCAGCUUCCAGACCACGUCAGGUUCCAUGAACUCGAGACACUGUCCCUCUUGGGCUGCCACGUGCGCUUCGACUCCUUGCUCCCCUGCUGCCCACGCCUGCGCGUGCUAAGGCUAAAGUUCAAUGACCGUUGGGGCCACAACAGCAUCAGAUCCUUCAUGUCACUCCACUCCACGUCGCUGCAAGAGAUUUGUGUGGAUGUCGAGAAUGUAAGCAUAGAUACCGUCGACCUUGUUGCUCCCGAGCUUAAGAAAUUGACUGUGUCCUUGAAGGCUUUCCGGGAGGUCAACAUCUCUAUCUUGGCACCAAUGCUUGAGAAGCUCUCAUGGAAAUGCUCCUACUCCUUUAUCAACUUUGGUCCUUGGAGGAUUGCAAAGUUGUGGCUGCAGAAGGCGGAGAGACAAGGAGAGCUCCCUUCAUUGCUCAUCCAUGCCCGCAUUAGCUCGUCCAUUGUUCAUGGUGAAGCGGAGAACUCUACGCAAGAGAUAGAGAAACAUAUGCUCGCAAAGUUCUCUGUUUUGGAGCUACAUCUCAGGCCAAAGGGACAUGCUUUUGGAGCAUUCAUGUUUCAUCUCCUUGGGAUGAAUCGGUUUUUUAGGGCCACGCAGAGGCUCAAGGUUGUCCUACAGAGAUCCGCGUUGAAGCAAGAAUGCCCACUAGAUUGUGCUUGUGACCACCCGGACUGGAGAUCCCGAACUAGCUCCUUGACCGCUCUCGAAGAAGUGGAGAUCAGUGGCUUUCAGGGAUACGAUCAUGAGAUCGAUUUCUUGAAACUGAUACAUCGGUACUUGCAUGUCAUCGACAGCGCCGACGAGAUGAUGGUGCAGCUGUUCACGAAGGAGCUGAACGCUCAGGCUGUUCUGCGGCAACAACAGCAGCUGAUUCUGACGAACAUGCUGCGUGUUCGCCAGCCUUUCUUCGUCGUGCCUCGGCGCGGCGGCUCAAAGCUAGGCAAGAGGAGGAACAUAAACCGGCAUCGCAAAGCCGGCGCAAUGCUGUUUGACGCCGACUACUUCAACAACGACGCAACUCAUUCGCCGAAGGAAUUUCGGCGCCGGUUUAGGAUGAACAAGGAGCUGUUUUUGAAGAUUGUCCACGGCGUCAGGGAGUACGACAAGUACUUCAUGGCCAAAAAACAUUGCACAGGUUUGUGA
Molecule: messenger RNA, 1353 nt
Organism: Lolium perenne
Lineage: Eukaryota; Viridiplantae; Streptophyta; Magnoliopsida; Poales; Poaceae
Source: RefSeq, a predicted model, not a curated record